Molecule: messenger RNA, 267 nt
Organism: Cryptosporidium ubiquitum
Lineage: Eukaryota; Apicomplexa; Conoidasida; Eucoccidiorida; Cryptosporidiidae
Exons: 2
Coding region: 1-267 (88 amino acids)
Source: RefSeq, a predicted model, not a curated record
AUGGCAAAAAAAAAUAAUAAAAAUAGGAAAAAAAGAUACAUUGAAUGGCUGAAAGAAACUGAGAAAAAUAAUGGAAAAAAGAUUGAAUUAAAGACUAUAAAAAGACAAAAUAUCAAAUGUAAGACUGAUGAUGCAAUUAAUGAGCCAAAAAAUGUGUGUAUGAGUAUUAAAAAGGUAAAAAAGAACAUUAAAUUAGACAAAAAAGGAAAGAGAAGAUUAAAUAAGUUAUCUGGCAUUAAGAUGAAUAAUACCCCAAUGAACUUGUAA